Ostrea edulis (European flat oyster) is the source of this 1704-nucleotide messenger RNA. RefSeq names its product 3-oxoacyl-[acyl-carrier-protein] reductase FabG-like. NCBI's taxonomy places the organism in Eukaryota, Metazoa, Mollusca, Bivalvia, Ostreida, Ostreidae. The record is from RefSeq and is a predicted model, not a curated record. The transcript is spliced from 9 exons. Gene Ontology annotation, molecular function: oxidoreductase activity. Bases 50 to 847 code for a protein of 265 amino acids.
CCUCCAUACAUCCUUAGCGAUAUAUUUAGAUUUUGAGCAACUAGCCGCCAUGUCUGCUAUUUCUAAAUUGGAUGGAAAAGUUGCAUUGAUUACAGGUGCCAGUUCCGGUAUUGGGGCAGGAACAGCCAUUUUGUUUUGUAGGCUUGGUGCGAAGGUAUCCAUCACAGGCAGAAAUGUUGACAAUUUAGCUGAAACGGCUGCCCAGUGUGAAAAAGAAAAUGGAAAAAGGCCGUUGACUCUUAGCGGUGAUUUGACAAAGGAAGAUUUUGUUAAGCGACUUGUUGACGAAACAGUAAAACAUUAUGGAAAAUUGGACAUUCUGGUCAAUAAUGCAGGGAUAUUGAAAUCUGGAAGCAUUGAAACAACAUCACUGGAGCAAUAUGAUGAAUGCAUGAAUACCAACGUCAGAGCUAUUUAUCAUCUGACUAUGCUUGCAGUUCCACAUCUCGUCAAUGCAAAGGGAAACAUUGUUAAUGUAUCAAGUAUCGCAAGUAUCAGAUCAUUUCCUGAAUUGUUACCAUACUGUGUGUCCAAGAGUGCCCUAGAUCACUUUACUAGGUGUACUGCAAUAGAGUUGGCCCCUAAACAGGUCCGGGUAAACAGUGUAAAAUGUUCAUGUAUUUGUAGCCCCGGUGCUAUAAUUACUGAUUUAUUCAAGACGUUGGGAAGAAAUGAAGAGGCCUAUCAGGAGUUUCUAGAGCUCUCCAAAACAAAACAUCCGCUAGGACGGUCAGGUGAGGUGGAGGAAGUGGCCAAUUCGAUUGCUUUCCUGGCAUCAGACAGUGCUUCCUUCAUCACGGGUGUACAAUUACCAGUGGAUGGCGGUAGAAACGUUCUUUGUCCGUGAUAAGAAGAUAUAUAAUGGGGGAGAUCAAAAGUUCAAUGUCUGAAAAAAAAAUCACGUCGUUUUCACCCCCCUCCCCCUCCCCAUACAAAACUAAAUAUGAUGAAUGUUGAAACUAAUCGAUUAACAAGUAAAAACAUACGAUUAUAGAUAACACUCUGUAUAUCUCUUCUACUGUUUAUUCACCAAUGAAAGUGUACAUCAGAACUGUUAAAUGUUCGUUAAAAUGUAAUAUUAUCAUGUGCUUUUUAACAGUCGUUUGUGUUGGUUUUUUUUUUUCUUUUUCCACUAAAGUGUAAUCGUUGUCGGAUGACAGAAACUUACGAGAGAUUUUAUUCCCCCCUCCCCUAGCUAUUUGAAUUUAGAUUUUUAUCCGACAUCGAUCUUUUGAUCUCGCCCCUGACACGUCCUUGAUAUCUUGCUAAGAACAUAAAACAAAACUAUACACAGCCACUUCUAGAUUUUAACCGGAUAUAAUUAUUAUUGAGAGUGAAACUCUCUAUAUACUAAUAUAUAUAUAUAUAUAUAUAUAUAUAUAUAUAUAUAUAUAUACUAGUAUAUAGAAAGUUAUAUAUCGUAACUUUGUGAUACUGACACUUUGCCGAGGCUCAGUAUUACUGUGUACAUGUAUAUAUUCCUGAAUACAUUAAUCUAUGCAGUAACUUGGUUUGAUCUACGUUAGAAAGAAAUUGAGGACUUUUGGUAUUUGUAAAUUCUAGAGAUCAUUCCAAGCUCAACAUAUAUAUAUUACACCAUUCAUUUGGUUUUGUUGUUAAUCGCGUGCAUUUCAAUCGCUAAAGUUAUUUUUUUACAUUUACCUGAGAAUAAACAUGAUAAAGAAUAAAGAGUAAUUGAUAAAG